This is a messenger RNA of Heterobilharzia americana, 4917 nucleotides long. Lineage: Eukaryota; Metazoa; Platyhelminthes; Trematoda; Strigeidida; Schistosomatidae. The record is from the annotation of a GenBank genome assembly.
AUGGAAAGCGAGAUAAGUAUGGCAGCUAAAAUGCUGUCUCUUCCUCAGUCAUUGUUUUUGCAACCCUCGUUUCUGCACCAUAAUCUAGCAAAUGAGUACUGGGUUGAAAAAUGUUCUUCUCACCCUGGAUACAGCCUACUUAAACCAUCUGAAGGUGAACAGUGGCGUCCUGUCAGUUCAUUUUCACCUCAAGUACUACGAGAAUUACAUCAUUUGUUAGCUGAGUGGAGAUCAGAUGCUCGUGAACGUGUGGCAUGCAUGGAAGAGGAAGAAAGACGGCAUAUCCUCGCUUCAGUUGGUAUCCAAGCAUUUUCAGAGGAUGCAGCAUCUCGAAGGUUUAAGCAUACAUCCGGUAAUUGCAGUAUCAAGAAAUCACAUAAAAAUUCUGAUGUUUCCAUAACGUCAGACAGAGUCGCAUCAUGGAAAAGUUCAAACAUUUCUUCAGGUAUGCGCAAACGGAAAGCAACUCAAUUAAUUCGCGGAGCUCGGUCUUCUAAGUUUGGUCGUCCAUCCACCCAUCCUCAGAAUUCAUCCUGGUCACGAAAAUACUGUAAUAAAUCAGUGUUGAAAAGGCGUGAAUUACCCAAAACAUCCUCCUCGUCUGAAAAGCUAAAAAAGAGUACUCAUAAUGACACCAUACCACAAUGUCUUGAUGAAGAUGAAGAAGAAGAGGAAGAUCAACUUACUACCAUAAUUUCUCGUCAACGUCAAGCGUUUUCCGCACGUGCAGCUGCUGGUCGUCCAAGUGUGCGUAAAACGAAGUCAAAUACUGAAAGCAGACUUGUAACUACUCACUUCGCUACUGUUUCUUGUGUUCCAGCUUCUAGGAGACUUUCUGCUAAGGUCCUGCGGGCUUGGAAGUCUUUGGCUAAAAAGAUAAUAUGCAAGGUGGCCAGACAACGUGUUGCUAAUCGUCGAGACAAAAUGAUAGUAGCGAAACGUGCUGCUCGUGAAUGUGCACGUUUAUUACGCCAAAAAGCAUUACUUUCUCAAAAAGCUUCUAGAGAUUCAAUAAGUCGUGGACAUCGUCUGUCACGUGAAAUUGCAUUAAAUUGGCGUAGCUCGGCAUCUAACAUAGCCAAUGGCUCUGGUCCCCUUACAAUUAAUGGUGUAACUAUGCCAUCCAGUUCAAAUACCACUAAUUUUUCAUCCCUUGUGGAUCUAUCCGAUUGUUAUGCUUCAGUUUUAACUGAGACUGGAACUAUGGAACUGGGCGUAUCUGCAGCAAUGGUAGAGUCUAGUACAGCUGCACGCCGGAGAGCAGAGAAAGCUGCAGCUGAGCAACGUAAAGCUGACUUGGAACUUUUGGAGGCAAGAAGACAACAACGAAAACUGAACUUUUUAAUCACGCAAACGGAAUUAUAUGCUCAUUUUAUGGCUAGAAAGAUGGCAGAUGUGAAUGCUGAUAACUGUAAAUCAGAGGAUUUUACUAGUACGUGCGGUUCUGAGAAUCCUGAAGUUGUGUCCAGCAGUGCUGGUCAGGAGGAUAUUCAGGAAGCGGAAACUCGUAGAAUAUUACGUCGACUUGAAGAAAUUGAUGAUUCUGUGGAAAGAAGAAUAAAUGAUGAUUGGACUGAUACUGCAUCCGAUAUCUCUGUUGCAUUGGACUCUGGUCAAAAUGAUCGAGAUUGUGCUGGUGCAUCUUUUUCACAUACAUUGAAAAAAUCUUGCAGUUCAAUAGCAGUAGCUGCAAAGGCAGCAGCUAGUCGGUUGGGUAUUAACGCUGAGGAAGAGUAUGAUAUUGAACGAGUGAAGUCUGAAGCCCUAAUGAAAGUCAAAACAGCUGUUACAAUUGAGCGUAAUCGUGUAUCACAAUUUAAUCCGAUACCGAUCAACCAAAACUUAAACAUUUCAGCAAGCGUCAAUACAGAUGCUAGUACAACGUCUACACUAGUUGAAGCACCGAAAUUAUUCAAAGGUCAACUAAAGGCUUAUCAAAUUCGUGGUUUGAAUUGGCUUCUUGGUUUAUUCGAUCAAGGCAUCAAUGGAAUUUUAGCAGAUGAGAUGGGAUUAGGAAAAACUAUACAAACUGUUGCAUUUCUUGGGUGUCUGGCUGAAAAUUACAAUAUUUGGGGUCCAUUUUUAAUCGUUACACCAGCCUCAACAAUGCAUAAUUGGACACAAGAAUUCGCUAAAUUCCUUCCAGCUUUCCGUUUAGUCCCAUAUUGGGGUUCACCGACGGAGCGUAAAGUUCUGCGUCGAUUUUGGUCAUCUACACGGUCGUCAAACGACGGUGAAUCCUUUGAUGAAUCAGGUGAUAUUACUGCUGGGCAGGCUGGAACCAAAGACUCUGAACUUCAUGUUGUGAUAACAAGUUACCAAGUUGUCUUACAGGACGCGAAAUUCAUCAAUAAAACUUCAUGGUCUUACAUAGUUCUGGAUGAAGCUCACGCUAUUAAAAGUACAUCAAGCCUACGUUGGAAAAUUUUACUAUCUUUUAAGUGCCGAAAUCGUCUUUUACUCACUGGAACUCCGAUUCAGAAUACAAUGCAGGAACUAUGGGCAUUGUUACAUUUUAUAAUGCCUACUCUAUUUGAUUCACAUGAUGAAUUUGCUAAUUGGUUUUCGCGUGACAUUGAGUCUCAAGCUAGUGAAACAGCUAGAACAGGUGUUAGUAGUGGCAGUGGUGGUGGGACUGGAGCUUUGAUAACUUCAAAACUCAAUGAAAACCAAUUAUCACGUUUACACUUAAUUUUAAAGCCAUUUAUGCUACGUCGAACGAAAACUGAAGUUGAACAUGAAAUAUCUACAAAGACUGAAAUCAUGUUAUAUUGUCCGUUAAGUCAUCGACAACAGAUACUUUACGAACGAUUACGGAGUAAGAUUCGUCUUGAAGAUCUCAGCUCUAUCAUGUAUUCAAACACAGUGACAUCGGAUACAUUUUCCUCUUCUUCCGCUUCUACUAAUCCUAAUACUAUUGACAAUCCGAAUUCAUCAUCAGCAACAGCGCAUUUAAUUAAUUUAGUUAUGCAAUUAAGAAAAGUGUGCAAUCAUCCAGAUUUAUGGGAACGUCGUGAUGUUCAUUUCUCCUGUAUAAGUGGACAAGCAGAACCGAGUAGUUGUUUCAAUUUAAGCAAUUCACAAAUGAAAUGUGGCCAUAUUAGUAAUAAUAACUAUAGUGCCAACCAUAGUCAACAUAUAACUUGGAGGUUACCGAAUUUGUUGUAUGAAGAAGAUGCUUUAUCAGCAUUCAGCUGGAGACGGAGAAGUUUAAAUCGUCUAUAUUCGAAAUGGCCAAUAUCGUUUGAAUGUUAUUCAUUUGGUUUACUGAUCACUAUUGCAAAGUAUUUUUGUCUGCAUCAUCCUAACUAUAUUCAAGACGAUUUAUGGCAUCACGAUGAUGAGGAACCAGAUUUAGGACCAGCCUGUGCUACUAAGCAGAAAAUAAAUCGUUCAAAUUAUGUAACUAAAUGUUUUUCAUUCGCCCGUUUAUUGGGUUUAUCUAUCAGUGGUUAUGUGGAAAUGAUUCGAACUGGUGGCUUAUCAUUUUCGGAGUUUGAAUCUUUUUCAAACUAUGAAUGGACAAAAUGUGCAGAAAGUAUGAUUUUACGGAAUGAUUUUGGUGAACAAGAGGAGACCGCGAGUACGAAAGUUUCAUCUAUGUUAAGGUUGGAUCCAUUCUUCCCUAUGAGUUCUGCUCGUACAUCAUCUAGUUUUAUAACUGUACUACCUCAUCUCCGUGGUCUUCUCCUCUAUCCACUCGACUGUGAACCUUCGAUCUUUCAACCUCAUGUACCUUCAGUGUUUAUUGAUUCUCCGGGAAUAAGACCGUAUAUUCCAAAUUUUGUCUCGACUGCAACAACCCACAAGGUAUUAAUUACUCCACUCACUCCAUUCAUAAAUACUUUCAAUUUUGAUACAUCUCAUGUUCAAUCAAUACCACAAUCUCCUGAUGUCAACUUAAAAUUACGAGAAAUUAAUUUAGCCUUACCGUUACCUAGAAGUUUAGAGCUAGUUUCACGUGCUACACGUAUUUCAGAUUCGGGUAAAUUAACUGCUUUGGAUAACCUACUCACUGAAUUAAAAUUGAAUGGACACCGUGUAUUAAUCUAUUCACAAAUGACACGUAUGAUUGAUAUAUUAGAGGAGUUCAUGUUAUAUCGUAAGCAUGCAUAUCUACGUCUCGAUGGUUCAUCACGUCUAUCUGAUCGUCGUGAUAUGGUUUCCCAGUGGCAGACUAAUCCACGUUGGUUUGUUUUCUUAUUGUCAACUCGUGCUGGUGGUCUUGGUAUUAAUUUGACCGCAGCUGACACGGUUAUAUUUUAUGAUUCUGAUUGGAAUCCAACUGUCGACCAACAGGCAAUGGAUCGAGCACAUAGGUUAGGUCAAACAAAGCCGGUUACAGUCUACAGACUUAUUUGUAAAAAUACAGUAGAAGGUCGUAUGCUUCGUCGUGCAGAAGAGAAGCGUGCUAUGCAACAAAUGGUGAUUCAUUCAGGUCAAGGAGAAUUAGGUAAUCUAUUGCCUAAUGUUGCAAGCCGAUCAGGUGCAACAGAUCACAUAACUUCAUCUGAUAUGGUUUCUUUAUUACUUGAUGAUGAUGAAUUGGUAAAACGACUUCAGGUACGCAAACGAUUACAACCUCAGCGGGGUCGCCCAUCUAAAAGUCAAGCAGCUAAUCGUUUACUAGUCUCUUCAACUGUUAAAGGGACGCCUUCAACGGUCAAUCUAUGUGGAAAUACUUCAAGCAUGGAUACUGAAUUACCUGUAACUGGACAACCGUCAGGAAUUGUUAACUCUGUGGAGUCAAGUGUAUCUGUUCAAAAAACAAUAGAUAUUAUUACUGUUGAUUCAGACUUACUUGAAAGGAAACGUCAAGCUGCUUGGGCAGAACAAUCUCGAGGUGGUCGCCUCAAGAAGAUUCGUCCAUUAGAAGCAAUUGGACCAACUACAAUAUCUGCAUCGAAUGAUAACUGA